Eimeria necatrix is the source of this 1269-nucleotide messenger RNA. RefSeq lists its product as hypothetical. NCBI's taxonomy places the organism in Eukaryota, Apicomplexa, Conoidasida, Eucoccidiorida, Eimeriidae. Gene Ontology annotation, cellular component: U2-type catalytic step 1 spliceosome. The coding region runs from base 1 to 1269 and encodes 422 amino acids. Gene Ontology annotation, biological process: mRNA splicing, via spliceosome. The record is from RefSeq and is a predicted model, not a curated record. The transcript has 5 exons.
AUGGCGGACCGCAAAGUGCUCGUGAAGUACUACCCCCCUGAUUUUGAUUUUGACAAAUUACAGGCGAAGAAGAAGGUACUUCGAAUACAACAGCAGCAGCUGAAACGACGUCGAGGGGAUGUUUACGAUCUUCCGCAGAAAAGACACAAAAACAAAGUCAUGAACGUCCGCAUGAUGUAUCCAUUCACCCUCAAAUGCGGCACCUGCAGCGAAUUUAUUUAUGUUGGGACCAAAUUUAACUCCAGAGUAGAGAAAGUGGAGGGCGAAGACUACUUGGGGAUCAUCAAGUGGCGCUUUUACGGACGUUGUCCACACUGCCGAGGAGAAAUUUGCUUCAAGACAGACCCGCAGAAUUGUGAUUAUGUGCUGGAGUGGGGAGGCACCCGCAUGUGCGAUCCUCUGCGCGACCAGGCGCUAGCUGCUGAGCGCAUGCAGAAAGAGGAAGAGGAGAAAAUUGCAAUGGACAAAAUUUGCCAAGUGGAGGCGUCGCGUCAGGGGCUGCAACAGGAGGUUCUGGCCUUAGAGCAGCUGGCGGAGCUGCGGCGCCUGAACCGCCGCCUGCUUGACAGGACAGCAGCCUCAGAUGCGGCGCUCGAUUUCUUAAGGCAGCGUAGAAUAAAAGAUGAAGACAUGGAGGGGAAUCUUGCACAGGAGUGGACGGAAAUGGAAAAAGACGAACUCAAGUUCUUCAGGGCAGCCAGAGAACUGGACUCUGACCCCGAAUCGGUCGAGGAGGAAAUUAGUGAAGGCACAGACCAUCAACCCGCUGAUUCGUCUGCUGCAAACGAUGGCGACGCUCACAGCAACGGAGGACCUUCUGGAAGCAUCGACACCAGCAGCAGCAUCAAGGGCAACGAUUCUGCAACUAGCGGCAACAGUAGCAGCAGCAGCAGCAGCUCUCGGGAGAGAAGAGUAAGUAUCAGCAGCUCCAGCACCAGCACGAGCGUAUCGCACGCGGGUAGCAGCGAGGCGAAUACAGAGGGCUCCUCUACUUUCAUCUGUCGCAAACCGGGAGACCCUGGUUCCGCGAUACACGGGGAUGACAGCGCGGCGGACACAGGAGGUUCUUCCAGACCCGCAAGUUCCACAUUCAGGGAGCCUACUACGGCUUCAUCUAAGGGAAACACCUUGAAUUUCGGUCUGGGUGUUUGCGUGGCUGCGCCAAAGCUACUAGUUGUAAGAAAGCAACAGCCACAACCCUCAGGGGACUGCUCAGCCCUCUUGGGAGACUACGGUUCCUCCAGCAGUGAUGAGGGGGAAUCCCGGUAG